Acytostelium subglobosum LB1 is the source of this 909-nucleotide messenger RNA. RefSeq lists its product as hypothetical. Lineage: Eukaryota; Evosea; Eumycetozoa; Acytosteliales; Acytosteliaceae. The annotation marks the transcript as partial. The transcript is spliced from 4 exons. The record is from RefSeq and is a predicted model, not a curated record.
AUGAAUAAAACACCAAACAAGUCACCAGCAAAGAACACACCGACCAGGUCACCAACCUCGAUCAAGACACCGACAAACUCAAUGACUAAGAACACACCGACCAAGAAUACACCGACCAAGAACACACCGAACUCGUUGAUCAACAGCACACCAUCAUCGACAGAAUCAACCAAACAGCGUUCUUCCAAGUCUCAUUCUGGCAUUCAAACUGACAAACCAAUAAUACCAACAACACCAGCAACACCAAMAACACCAACAACAUCAWCAACAACAACAACAACUACACUUCAAACCCAAGCUCAUGGAUAUCCAACCACACCAGCGUCUGGACAUAAACGAAAUAAAGAUCAUUUAAAGAGCAACGGAUCAUCACCAGAAGAUGCACGCGAUAAAUACAAUGCAUCUCUUUCAAAGGAUGCAACCAAAAAGAGGUUCAAGAAGAGGCAACGCAAGACAUUGACUUUGAUCGAGGAAGGGUACUAUCUUAAAGUUGGCAAAGACAGCGGCGAGUGCAAAGGAUGUGGCCACAUAUACACUGGUGGCAGUACAGGCAAUGGAACUAAACACCUUGCAUCCAACUUAAAGUGCUGGAGCGCGAGGGAAUGGAGAUUCGCUGAUCCAGRAAGACUUCUUCCCGAGGACAAGGCUGAAUCAAAGAUCACCGACCAUCUCGUGAAUAGACCUAAACUUCCAUCAUCACAAGACGUUAAGAAUGAGCUGGUAGGAUUAGUCACAUCCAGCAACAGUAGCUUUAGGCUGGUCGAGAAUCCCAAUCUCCAGAAUUUGUUGAAGAUGAUCCAAACAUCAGAUCAUACUAACGUAGUGAUCAACGAGAAGAAUAUCAAGUUAGCGAUUUUAUUACAUCAUUGGGUCCAAGGGGAGGUGGAACACAAAAUUGAUUGCUUGCGC